AAAUAACAUUACUUUAAAUUCUUACAUAGAAACCAUUGUAUAAUCUAUUCUAAUUGGUUUUUUUUGUGUGGCCUCGAAAGAAACACGCUUUUAUUUAGGGUGUGGUGUAUUAUAAAAUUGUAUGAUAGCCAUUCUCAUAUAUGUUUUUCAUUUGUAACAGAAAUGUAUCAAUGUGUUCGUAUAUUAUGGUGUAUCACUUUCAUUUUAACAGUAAUUAUUUCAACCGACGCUGCAGCAAUCAUACUGCAUAAAAACCAUGAUAUGACAUUUAUGGAGAAGUUACGACUUUACUUCAGAUGCCUUGUGAAAGUAUUAUGUCAUCUGUUACGUUUGGGUUAUAUUGGUCCGCUAUCGGAUCAAUAUGCGUUUUGAAAGGCUUUUUUCAAAAGUAAUCAAUACAUUACUAUUUUAAACGUAAUAUUGGUAAAUGGCAUAAAUCAUGACGAACAGAUUAUCAUGGGUUUUACAUUUUAAAAUAUUUUCAUCGUUCAUUGUAAACAUUAUGUUUACUUGAAGUAAUAUUAUGUGACCAUAAUAUGUAUUACAGUAAGAUGUUGAUUUUCAUUUCCUUCACAUGACUUACCUAAUAACAUAAAUUGAUUUGAGUUGGAAUGGGAAA
This is a messenger RNA of Schistosoma bovis, 619 nucleotides long. The record is from the annotation of a GenBank genome assembly. Lineage: Eukaryota; Metazoa; Platyhelminthes; Trematoda; Strigeidida; Schistosomatidae.